Corylus avellana is the source of this 932-nucleotide messenger RNA. NCBI's taxonomy places the organism in Eukaryota, Viridiplantae, Streptophyta, Magnoliopsida, Fagales, Betulaceae. The record is from RefSeq and is a predicted model, not a curated record.
CCUAUAAGGCUAUAUAUAUAUAUAAACUUCCGAGCCCUCUUUUCUACACUAGAACAUAAAUCAGCGAUUGGUUUUUUCCCUUUUGCCCUUUUUCCUCACAACUCACAAAGCAAUCAAGCAAUUUUAAGAAUGGGAUCGAAAGGUGGGUGCGGGUGUUGCAGCUGCCUCUGUGGGUGUCUCUUCAGUUGCCUUCUGAGCCUCAUCUUCCAAAUCCUCUUCACGCUCCUCGUCAUCGUGGCGUUGGUGGGCUUCGUCUUCUGGCUCCUCUUCCGCCCUAACGAGGUCAAGUUCCGCGUCACCGACGCCUCGCUCACCCAGUUCAACUUCUCCACCGCCGACAACACGCUCCACUACAACCUUGCCCUCAACAUCUCCGUCAGGAACCCCAACAAGCGCAUCGGCAUCUACUACGACAGCAUCGAGGCCAACGCUUACUACCAGGGCCAGCGAUUCGACACCGAGACUCCGGCGCCGUUUUACCAGGGUCACAAGAACACGUCCGUUCUCAGCCCCGUCUUCAAGGGGCAGCAAUUGGUCACGCUGGGCGCCACAGAGGUCUCCAACUUCGAUUCGGAUAAGUCCGCUGGGAUUUUCGGUAUUACUCUGAAGCUGAAACUUCGGAUCAGAUUCAAGGUGGGUUGGUUCAAGGUCGGCCACUUCAAGCCCAAGAUCAAGUGUGGCUUAAACGUUCCUCUCAAGUCUAAUGCCACAUCAUCACCUGCAACGUUUGAGUCUACCAAGUGCAGCUUCGCUUUCUGAUCAAUCUUCCGGCGGAUCUUCUUCCAUUGAUCGAGCCUUUUUCCCAUGUUUUUGUUAUUCUUUAAUUAUUAUUUUUUAGCGUUAUUAAUAUUUUAUAAUCUUUUUUCCAUGUUGGGUUUCCGUACAUAUAUAAAAAAGUUUUAGUGGCUGUUUCACAAUUUUCCGGCUCCUGA